Gongylonema pulchrum is the source of this 294-nucleotide messenger RNA. The record is from the annotation of a GenBank genome assembly. NCBI's taxonomy places the organism in Eukaryota, Metazoa, Nematoda, Chromadorea, Rhabditida, Gongylonematidae.
AUGGAUGAACGUAGCCAACUGGAUGAAAAUGUCCUCAAGGGUCUUUUUGCAAAUGGUUUCAUGGGUGUCGAAGUGCCCGAGCAGUACGGUGGUCCUGGUGCAUCUUUGUUCGAUGUUGUCAUCAUUGUUGAGGAACUAGCUAAGGUUGAUCCUGCAGUGGCGGUAAUGUGCGAUGUACAAAAUACGUUGAUUGUGCCUUUGUUACUCAAAAAUGGGAGCGAAAUGCAGAAGGAGAAAUAUCUAAAGCAUACGCAUGAUGACUGGGUACUUUCCAAAAUAAAUUUAUCACUGUGA